This is a messenger RNA of Phytomonas sp. EM1, 1150 nucleotides long. NCBI's taxonomy places the organism in Eukaryota, Euglenozoa, Kinetoplastea, Trypanosomatida, Trypanosomatidae. The record is from the annotation of a GenBank genome assembly.
GCUGAUUUCCGUUUUCUCUAGGUUUGAAUCAAAUUAUCCAGAUCUUAAGAAAGAUAGUAAGCAUUCUUACAACUAAUAAGAUUCCCUUUUCAGCUCAGUGCUUGUGUACAUACCAUUGUACAAUUGAGGAAAAUUAGUAUAUAUAAAUAUAUAUAUAUAUAUUUAUAUAUAGGUAUAUACUCAAGGGUAGAAGCUGAAAUCAGGGAAGGUGCAUUCUCGAUCCCUAGAAAGUGUAAUUAGCUAUUUCUUUUCCCACUCUCGGUUCCAAAGCUCCUUUUUCCUUUUUAUUUUCUCUCUUCAAGAUGGCCGAAUAUGAGAUGGACGACCUUGGAGAUGAGAACCUGACGAUUAGCAACGAGGGUAUCCAGGAGGACGUCUCCACACUUCUACGUAGUAAGCUUGGUAAUGAGGAGUGGAGUUCGGUGAAGGUGGAUAUCUGGGUGGAGGAUAUCAUCGGGGCGAUUCUGAAGGAGCUGGCGGAGCUCAAAAAGCCUUUUAAGUAUGUGGUAAAUUGCACGAUUAUGCAACGUACCGGCGCGGCGAUCGCGAGCGGAUUCGCGAGUCUGUGGGAUAAUACGAAGGAUGGAGUCGUUCACGUCCCCUUCGAGAAUGAUUCGCUGGUGUGCACUGUUACGGUGUACUUUCUGAAAUUGAACUGAUGGGUUUCUGCCGAACCUUACGCUCUUCUUCUUCUUCUCUUAUAUCGUCUUUCUAGGGUGUAUGCAUCUCAUUUGUUCAAGCAAAAUACAACGAAAAAGGGAGGGGGGUAACGAGACGCUUGUGCAGAAUGGUGGAAUAGUACAAAAGAGAGAAUUGAGUGUGACAAAUUAAGCUGUAAUACUUAGCUUAUGGGCUUGAUUUUCUUUGUUUUCUUCCUUGUAUUUCCAUAUCAUAUUUUCCAUCAUCAUAGUCAUCUGAGUGAAGUAGUGAGAGGCCAAGGGACCCUUUGAUGUAUCUAUACCCAUUACCACAUAUUCUCAAAAAAAAAACAGUUUAUCUCGUUGUGAUAAGCUUUCUGUCGUUGUGGAUGUGCAGAAUUACUACUUUUUCAUUCAUCUCCCUUUCUUUGUUAUUAUAAUGAUUGACUUGCGUCUUUUUGUUUUUUUUUUGUCUUACUGACGUGUGUAUGUUGCACUGUAUAUACUAUAAU